Molecule: messenger RNA, 1521 nt
Organism: Trichoderma citrinoviride
Lineage: Eukaryota; Fungi; Ascomycota; Sordariomycetes; Hypocreales; Hypocreaceae
Product: cytochrome P450
Exons: 5
Coding region: 1-1521 (506 amino acids)
Molecular function (GO): oxidoreductase activity, acting on paired donors, with incorporation or reduction of molecular oxygen; iron ion binding; monooxygenase activity
Source: RefSeq, a predicted model, not a curated record
AUGGGUGUUCUCCUUGCAAGCGACGCAUCAGGCGUCGUCACUCCGGUCAAGCUUAGUGUAGCCCUCCCACUGGCUGUGGUAGCACUGAGCUUUGGCUACUUUGUCUGGAGCUGCAUCUACAAUGUCUUCUUCCACCCUCUCAGCAAGUUCCCGGGCCCCAAACUGGCAGCCAUUUCUCGCAUCCCCUAUUCUCGCAUUCUUCUCAACGGAGUUGGUCACCGCGCGGUGUUAGAUCUUCACAUCAAGUAUGGUCCCAUUGUCCGUGUGGCUCCCGACUUCCUCUCCUUCAGCCACCCCGACGCCAUGAACGACAUCCGUGGUCAUCGCAAAGCCGGACAGCCAGAGCAUCGCAAGGAUCCUUUCCGCCAGGAGCUGAACGUGCACAACAUUAUUGGCGCCGACCGCCACGCUCACACUCGCUUCCGACGAGCUCUCGCAAACGGAUUCUCUCACCAGGCCAUGCUGGACCAGGAGCCCAUCAUCAGCGACUACGUCGAGCAGCUCAUGGAGUCCCUUGAAAAGCAAUCCGAAGGAGGAUCGAAGCCAGUUGACAUGGUUCGAUGGUUCAACUACACUACGUUCGACAUCAUUGGCGACUUGGCCUUUGGCGAGCCAUUCGGCUGUCUGCAGAGCUCCAAAUACGACCCUUGGAUUCAACUGCUGUUCGAGAGUGUCAAAGCCUUGGUUUGGUUGGGAGCGCUCAAGCAUUUUGAAAUGAUUCCCCGGUGGGUUAUCAAGUAUGUCAUGCCCAAGGGGCUACAGGAAAAGUACGCAGAGAACCAGCGUCUUUCCACCAUGAAGGUUCAGAAGCGUCUCGAGACUGGUUCCAACCGACCUGAUUUCAUUACUUCAAUGACUGCGAAGCGUAACGGAGAGUGUCUCACUUUCGAGGAGCUCACAGCUAAUGCCUCCAUCCUCAUCAUCGCCGGUUCUGAGACCACCGCCACGGCUUUAUCUGCAGUAGCCUACUUCCUGAGUCUGCAUCCGGAGGUCCAAGCAAAACUUGCCCAGGAAGUGCGGUCGACGUUUAGCAGCCCUCAAGAGAUUACCAUUACGAGUGUCCAGCAUCUUACGUAUAUGCUCGCGGUAAUUGACGAGGCCAUGCGCCUGUACCCUCCUGUUGUAGCCGGUUUGACGCGCCUCAUUUCUGAGGGCGGUGCUAUCGUUGCUGGCGAAUACGUUCCCGAAGGUACCUAUGCGGAAGUUUGGCAGUGGCCUUUGUUCCACAACCCAAACUACUGGAAGCAGCCUGAAGAGUUCAUUCCCGAACGCUGGCUCGGCGACCCUAGGUUUGCAAGUGACAAGCGAGAGGCAUUCCAGCCAUUCUCUACCGGUCCCCGUAACUGUGUUGGCAAGAAUCUUGCGUACUCUGAGAUGCGUCUCAUCUUGGCUCGUGUAAUCAUGCAAUACGAUCUCAAGGCUGCUGAAGGAACUGAGGGCUGGGACUCCAGAAGCAAGGCUUUCACCCUGUGGGAUAAAGGCCCUGUGAAUGUUUAUAUGAUCCCGAGAAAGACGGAGUGA